Molecule: messenger RNA, 195 nt
Organism: Phytophthora nicotianae INRA-310
Lineage: Eukaryota; Oomycota; Peronosporomycetes; Peronosporales; Peronosporaceae
Exons: 3
Coding region: 1-195 (64 amino acids)
Source: RefSeq, a predicted model, not a curated record
AUGCCGUCAUCAAUUAAAGGCCCAGGAGCUUCUACGAAGAAGCAGACGUGCUUCAUCAAAGGCCCAGGACGUGUGGGCGAGGAUGAUCGCGGCCACAAGACUGCGGUGCCUUCGCUCCGAAUGACGCUGGCCAUGGUAUUGGCCGCGUUACAUCUGCAACCUGGACGCACUAAAUCUACAUUCUACCCACACUAA